AUGGCCUUUUUGUUUAAAUCGAAAAAAGCCCAACAGGGCACCGCGCUUCCUCCGGCGACGAGAAAUGUUCACACCUCCGAGGGUUCUCCUUCAUCCGCGACGCCGCCCCUGUCCAACGGACCCAAGGUCGAAGGAAAUGCUUUUGCGCAGACCCCGACUCCCAGCAGCAGUUACAACAACUCUCUCAACUCCGCCACCAGUCCGACUAGCCCGGAUCCCGUGAGAGUGCGACAACGUGCCGAGUCGGAAUCUCAGGUCCAACGACCGCCGCAGGGCCCCAAUGGUGUGCCUCCGCACAGUCCGAACUCGUCCCUCUACCCAUGGUCGCAACGUCGUCUCAAUUUCUCCACACCUCAAACGAACCCCUUCCCCCGCUAUGGCGCCGCCAUCAAUUCAGUCGCUUCGAAGGAGGGCGACAUUUACAUGAUGGGAGGCUUGAUCGAUGGCUCGACCGUCAAGGGUGACCUGUGGAUGGUCGAAAGCAGCGGUGGUAUUGGUCAUGCCAGCUUACUUGUCGGAAAUGCGUUCAUCGUCUUUGGUGGUGAUACCAAAAUCAACGAAACCGACGCCCUGGACGAUACUCUAUAUCUUCUAAAUACAUCUUCUCGCCAAUGGUCUCGGGCCAUCCCUCCCGGUACCCGUCCUUCCGGUCGCUAUGGGCACACAUUGAACAUUCUUGGCUCCAAGCUUUACGUCUUCGGUGGACAGGUUGAGGGUUUCUUCUUCAACGAUUUGAUUGCAUUCGACUUGAAUCAGCUCCAAAACCCCGCAAACAAAUGGGAAGUCCUUGUUGCCAACAGCCAUGAGGGGGGUCCUCCAGAAGGCCAAAUACCUCCCGCUCGAACCAAUCACUCGCUCGUCAGCUAUAACGACAAACUAUACUUAUUUGGUGGAACGAACGGCGUGAAGUGGUUCAACGAUGUCUGGACUUUUGAUCCCCGAGCUGGUGCCUGGACUGAAAUGGACUGCGUGGGUUUCAUCCCGACUCCUCGAGAGGGCCAUGCGUCAGCCUUGGUCAAUGAUGUGAUGUAUGUAUUUGGUGGUCGUACUGAUGAGGGAGUUGAUCUUGGAGAUUUGUCCGCCUUCCGAAUUUCUACACGCCGCUGGUACUCUUUCCAGAACAUGGGACCCGCUCCGUCCCCACGGUCCGGCCAUAGCAUGACUGCCUUUGGUAAACAGAUCAUUGUGAUGGCUGGUGAACCUAGCUCGGCUCCCAGAGAUGCCGCGGAGCUCAGCAUGGCGUAUAUUCUCGAUACCUCAAAGAUUCGAUACCCCAACGACUCUCAAUCAGCCGAUCGAGGUGCAGUAUCCGGUGUCAGAAAAGCCAGCAUGGAGAAACAAGGCAUGGAGAAACAAGGCACUCCAUCGGGUCGGACAUCUCGCGAGGCUCACAAUGCGACACCCGAUCAAGGGGCCCGUCGUGGGCCGACUCCCUCACGCGAAAGUCUAGUGCACGCCCUCUGGUCCCCCACCCCCGGACAAGCCCCUUCUCCAGGGCCUCGUCCCAACGGACCCCAGUCUGGACCUCGGAGCAAGACUCCCACCAAGAAUGAACGCGGCUACACGCCAACCGUCGAUAUUCGAGUUGCAAAUGCUGAUAGAGGUGCCGAAUCACCCGUCGCAAAGGAUAACCAGGAUAGCUCCGCCUCGUCCGGCCAACGCACCCCAACUCAGCAACAACAAAAGAUCAAUGCCAAGGCUAUGGAGGCAGGCGAAGCGGCCCCUCUAAUCGCCCCGGCGCAGGCCUUAAUAAAAGAACUCGAGGCCGCCAAGGCUCGAAAUGCCUGGUAUGCUUCUGAGCUAGCACUGGCGAGAAAGGGUGGAUAUGUACCCAAUGCUUCAAGCAGUCCCGCCCUCGAUGAUCGUGCCAGAGAUUCACUAAAUGACGAGGACCGUCCUUUGGUCGAGGCUUUCCUGGCAAUGCGGGCAGAGUUGAGCAAAAUGCAGACGACAGUGGACCGCCAAGCAGCCAUCGCUUCCAAGCGCAUUGCCGAAGUUGAGCAUCAACGUGAUGUGGCUGUGAACGAGGCAGCUUAUUCCCGCGCCAGACUUGCUGCUCAUGGCGGCAGUCAACGUGGAACGCCCCAGCCUGAAGCUCCUCGCGAGGGAGAAGAUGAGCGACCUACUGACAUGGGUCGUCGCCUUGCACUGGCUCUAGCAUCCCAGUCUGAGCUCAGGGCCAAAUUGGAUAUUUUGGCAACAGAUCUGUCGCAAGAGAGACAAGCGAAAGAGCUGGCAGAAGAUACCAACGAGGCCACUCGGAAGCGUCUGGCAGAGCUCGAAAUGUCAAAUAAUGCCCUGGAGGCGGAGAAUCUUCGUGCUGAGCUCCACCGUGCCGAAGCCACUGCUCGGGAAGAGUCUUUGCUCCGUUCUGAAGCGGAAGCUUCCCUGCGACAGAUCACCCUGGAUAAGGAGGAGCUUUUGACGCAGGUUGAGGACCACUCGGGCCGUUUGAAGGACUUUGGAAGUAAUUUUGGUGGCCUUCGAGAAGCAGUCGCCGCAUCUGCCGCCAAAGCAGCAAUUGUUGAGAAGCAGUUGAGCGAGGAAAGAGAACGCCGCGAGGGCUUGGAGAAGAAACUUCUGCAACUUCGAUCUGAGUAUGAGGAGCGAACCACCGAGCUUGAAAAUGUCAAUUGCCGUCUUCGUGAUGCCGAGGAGUUGGCUGAGAGUCACGCUAAGGAAGCAGAAACCCACAAGCUGGCGUUUGUGUCAGGCCUCGAGCGUGCUUCCUCGACAGAUCUGGAAGCUUCCAUCCGAUCCCGGGCUGACCAGAGGGUUGCCGCCCUUGAGGCUCAGAUUGAACGGUCUUCGACCCUUGCGAAGGCUAAUCAGGCUGCUGCCGAUUCCGCUGCCGACAAAUUACGUCGCGCUGAGGAGCGGAUUGCCGGACUCGAGGCUUAUCAAGAACAGGCCAGCCGAGAAGGCUUGCAACUUCGCCGACAGCUUCAAAGUGCUAUGAAGGAGAGCCAAGCAGCAACUGCAGAAAGUCGGGAUUUGAAGACUCAGCUGGAAUCUCAACAACGGGAAACUGGUGCCCUGAACGUUCAACAUGCGGCUCUGAAGGAUCUGCUUGGCGAGCGUGGCAUCAAUCCUGAUAGCCGUCGGUCUCCCCGUCUCGAGUCCCCUGGAUCCCGCUUUGGAACUCCAGAGCAGAGCAGGUUACGGGAGCUUGAGCAACAGCUAUCUAAUAGCAUGAAGGCUCACGACGACAUGAAGUCCGGCUUUGAGACUCGAGAGCAGGAAGCGGACAAAGCGUUCCGAGAGAAGUUAGAGCAGCUUGAGAAUGAUUACCAGUCCGCAGUGCACUAUGUGAAGGGCACCGAGAAGAUGCUCAAACGCAUGAAGGAUGAAUUGAGUCGGUAUAAGACACAGAAUGCCAAGAUGCAGUCUGAAUUGGAAGCUACUCAGAAGAACGUGGAGGAUGCUGGCAACCAGUCAGAGAUGUCUGCUGAAUGGGAGGUCGAACGCUCCCGCCUACAGAAGUCCAUCGCAGACCUUGAGCACAACACUUCUUCUUCUCUUGGAAGCCUGGAGGAGCAAAUAUCCGAGCUCAAGGCGCAGCUUGUGGCCGCUGAGACCGAGAAGGCGACUGCACAGAAUGAGCAUCAGCGCAUCAAGGAAGAGAUUCUGUCUACUGCGGAGCGCAGUCGCGCCGAACUGGAUCAGCUGAAGCAAGAAAACACUCAGCUCGAGACCCGCGCCUCGGAUGCGGAAAAGAAGGUGAACAUGUUAUUGGAGCAAGUUGAGACUUCGGUGGGCCACUAUCGCCGUCAAUCACAACAUGGACAGGGUCCUAACGGGAUCUCACGCAGUCAUAGCAACGCAUCUAGCAACACCGUCAGCGGUCGGCCACGAGCCGAUAGCAAUGUCUCCCAGGAGUCCACCUCCUUUCCCGAUAACCGUGGCUCGAUGGCCUUGGAUUCUCUCGCCAACGAGCUAGAGGCCCUCCGCACCCACUGGGAGAGCACCAACCGCAACUAUCGCCUGAGUAGCCAGCUGGACCUGGAGCGGACUCCGACAAAGGAGAACAGCGAGGGGCCUGCUCUAAUGAGCGACAGUCUAGCGGAUUGGAGACGACGACUGGACGAGGAAGAGCGCGUGAGUAAGACCAAGCCGCUGAAUGUCAGCAAUGGUCCCUCUAAUGUGAUCUGA
Molecule: messenger RNA, 4152 nt
Organism: Penicillium cosmopolitanum
Lineage: Eukaryota; Fungi; Ascomycota; Eurotiomycetes; Eurotiales; Aspergillaceae
Product: putative cell polarity protein (Tea1)
Exons: 6
Coding region: 1-4152 (1383 amino acids)
Biological process (GO): regulation of cell shape
Molecular function (GO): protein binding
Source: RefSeq, a predicted model, not a curated record